UGGGUGAUCAAUCAUUUAAUAAUUCACAAGAAAAUAAAUGUGACAUAAAAGAUAAUUGCAAUUUUGUUCUGUUUGCUUUCCUUCAAUUAUAACCGGAGAAGAAAGUUGGCCCUGUGGGUUGUUUGUUGGGAUAGAAAUGAAUGUGUGACGAGCUCAUUUUGUAAGCACAGCUCAGUGUGGACCCCACCACUAAGAAUGAGUCCAGCAAUCAUGGUCCUGUACUCUAAACGCUCCACCCUGGAGCCUGAAGCUGUGAGUUGCGACUCCUUUCCUAUUCCAGUAAUAACCUAGUGCCUGGCAUCUACCAGUGGGUACCAAAGCCAAGUUCUCUGCAGGAAAAAAUGAGUAUUAGGCCUUGUGGCAUGAAUAAUAAUUAAAUUUGGCUGGUCAGUUACACUAGAUAUGACAGUCUGUUAGAGAACUUUCCAUUAGGGAGCUGAAGCAUUUGGACCUCCAUGAAAUAUGGAUACAGUCUCAGAAUCAUUUCUUCAGAGCCAUGAAUUCGUGGACCUGCCUGGAGUUCCAGAUUGCCUGCAAAUAAGCUGGGGUUUGUCAUCUUAAAUCGUUCUCCAAACAAUUAAGCUUCAAAAGAGAAAGAAAGUUCAGCAAAUAUGUUCUGUCAAUGUCGUGGUCCUGAAAUUCUCUUCAGGUUUAACAAUGCCAUCGCCAUUCUAAGGGUGGAGGUGGAAGUUAUCAAAUGGUAUCAAUAACUGGAGAAAACUCACAUUUUCUAACGGUAACUACCAAGGGUGCCGUCCUCAAGGUUUCGAAACUGUGGGAUGCCUAUUCCUUCUUCUUUUAUUUAUAGGUAGUUUUAUGACUACUUUAACGAAGAUAGUGAGGCCAGCAUGACACUACCUAACUCUGAAGGCUGAGUCAUAAAAAGACCGUGUAGGCAGUAUGCGAGGCUGAGGAAUUCAUGUGGAGGUCAGAGUGGAAACAGGUGUGAGCGGAAGCAACAGAAGGAGUCAUGGCUGCCAAAGUGUUUGAGUCCAUCGGAAAGUUCGGCCUGGCCUUAGCAGUUGCAGGAGGCGUGGUGAACUCUGCUCUAUAUAACGUGGAUGCCGCCACGGACCGAUUCCGUGGCGUGCAGGACAUCGUGGUAGGGGAAGGGACUCACUUCCUCAUCCCCUGGGUACAGAAGCCAAUCAUCUUUGACUGCCGCUCUCGACCACGUAAAGUGCCGGUCAUCACCGGCAGCAAAGACUUGCAGAAUGUCAACAUCACACUACGUAUCCUCUUCCGGCCGGUGGCCAGCCAGCUUCCUCGUAUCUACACCAGCAUUGGCGAGGACUAUGAUGAGCGGGUGCUGCCAUCUAUCACCACAGAGAUCCUCAAGUCGGUGGUGGCUCGAUUCGAUGCUGGAGAAUUGAUUACCCAGCGAGAGCUGGUCUCCAGGCAGGUGAGUGAUGACCUCACAGAGCGAGCAGCAACAUUUGGGCUCAUCCUGGAUGACGUGUCCCUGACACAUCUGACCUUCGGGAAGGAGUUCACAGAGGCGGUGGAAGCCAAACAGGUGGCUCAGCAGGAAGCAGAGAGAGCCAGAUUUGUGGUGGAAAAGGCUGAGCAGCAGAAGAAGGCGGCCAUCAUCUCUGCUGAGGGUGACUCCAAAGCGGCUGAGCUGAUCGCCAACUCACUGGCCACCGCCGGGGAUGGCCUGAUCGAGCUGCGAAAGCUGGAAGCUGCUGAGGACAUUGCUUAUCAGCUCUCCCGCUCUCGGAACAUCACCUAACUGCCAGCAGGGCAGUCCGUGCUCCUCCAGCUCCCCCAGUAAGGCCAGCCAGGCCAGGGCCUCCAUCGCUCUGAAUGACGCCUUCCUUCUGCCCCACCCCAGAAAUCACUGUGAAAUUUAAUGA
Messenger RNA from Rattus norvegicus (Norway rat), 1856 nucleotides. The record is from RefSeq and is a predicted model, not a curated record. NCBI's taxonomy places the organism in Eukaryota, Metazoa, Chordata, Mammalia, Rodentia, Muridae.